AUGGACUGUUGCGCACAUGGUUCCGUGCGCCUCUCGUUCCCUGGAUAUUUACGCAUCGCGCUGCUGUGGCUCGUGCAAUUACAAGCGUUCGCCCAACACGCUCAAGAGUGUUACCCAGGAGGCCACCGGAUUUUGCGUGACGCCUACCGGAGCAUUGACUUUGACUCCACAGAGAUCCAGAACACUGCCAUCCAGGACCUGAUCUGUGACCACUCCCUGUCGCAGGGCUGGUACAGAUUCAAGAUCAACAACAAGCCGGCGGAGAUGCCGACCACCUGCGUCGAGAUGAACCGCUGCGGUACACAGGCCCCGGUGUGGCUGUCACUGAAGGACACCUCCCUGCCGCGGCCCGGCGAGGUCCGCCAGCUCUCCGCCUGCGCCACCUGGCAGUUCUUCCACGGCAGCACCAAAGACUGCUGCCUCUUCCGCAUUCCCAUCACGGUGCGGAACUGCGGCGAGUUCCUGGUCUACUACCUCCAGCCCACGCAGGGGUGCAUGGGAUACUGCGCUAAAGUUUCUCCCAAUUUGGGGCCGAGACUCUGCCCGACAGGCGAGGUGGAAGUCAACGGCCAAUGCAAAGCUGCUGUCCCAUCCCUCCAAUAUCGGCCGGUGAUCGCCCCGGAGCUGGUCGGCCACAGCGUCCACUUGAGGUGCUCCUUCAUCCCGCCGCCGUGGAGCCAACCGCUGGUCUUCCAGGUGGUUUGGGCCAGACACGUCGGCCACAACAUGAAGGCUGAGAUCCGGCAGGAGACCACUCUGAAGGCCUACUCUCUGGUGGAGAUGGAUGGGGUUCACUUCAGGCUCGGGGAAACGUUCUCCUGCAGCGUGUCGACUUUCAGAGCCAACUCCAGCCGCAGCAGAUCUACUCCGAAAGAAAGCGAGAGUUUCUAUGCCGGACUGAAGUUUUCUCCCGAGUCGCUCCACAUAGCAGAGAACGGGAAGGAGCACGAGGUGACCGUCCACAGCACGGUGCCCAUCCCCUGCUACAACACCAACCAGGGCCACCAAUGUGGAGUCCCUCUGGCUCUGAGCGUCCACGACCCAGACAGUCUCGGACACGAGGCCUCCGAUGUGGCGCUGUCCGCCUGCCAGGUGGAGGUCCAAACUACCGCCUGCAGCAAUGGCAGCUGCGGUCGGUCGUUUUUCGUCACCGCUGUCACCGAUUUCGCACGAGAUGGGAACCGUCCCAGUCUGAUAGGUGCUCUGCCGGGACCCAGCGCACCACGACUCUGGAGGAACUACAUCCCAGUGUCGUUAAAAGUCACGGUCCAGGACGUUCCCACUUCCAUCUGCUACUCUCUGACUGACCCACAUGUCAUUACCCUGGACGGCAGGCGUUAUGAAAACCACCAGACCGGCACCUUUGUCCUCUACCGGAGCCUCGCCAGGACGUUCGAGGUCCAUUCCCGUCAGUGGGACUGCGGCAGCCGACACUACGCCGUUGCGUGCAACUGUGGCAUCGCGGUGCGGGAGGGGAACGAGGUGGCCAUCUUUGACAUGUGCAACGGGCAGCCGCAGGAGACCAGACCGCAGCUAUCCCUGAAGAGCCUCGGCGAUGAGGAGGGCACUCGGGUCAGGGUGCUGGAGUCCCACCAGGGGAAGAAGGUCACCUUGAUCUUUCCCUCCGGGGCCUUUGUUAGGGCCGAUGUUGGCGAUUGGGGGAUGAGCCUGUCCGUCCGGGCGCCCAGCGUCGACUACGGCAACACGAAAGGCCUCUGUGGCACCUUCGACCACAAUGUCAACAAUGAUUUCCACAGCUCUGACGGUGUCUUCUAUGGACCUGAUGAGCUGCAUCGCUUCAUACAGGACUGGAGGAUAGCCCCAGGUGAGAGUUUAUUUGACAAGACACCUCCAGGGAUGACACCGGAGGUCAGGAGGCCUUUCUGUCAGUGCCGGAACGAGUACAGCGCUUCUCAUCAUGCCGGCAGAGGGAUGAGGAACCUGUACGGUCCCUCUGCUCAUGCCGACUGCAUAGCUCACGAUAAUGUGGAUUACACAUCAGUCUUCCCCUCCAUGGACACGACGGUGGAAUACAUCAAGAGUCCAGGGAGAGAGGAGAGCAUCCUGGAUAUGACUGACUUUAAUAGUCAUCCUCUGGAGAGGAGGCACCUUCAGUUUCCCGGUGAAAACGGAGACAGUGAUGCUGAACUGGACAGCGAGUUCAGGGAGGAUCAUCUGCUUUCCGUUGACAGGGAGAGGAGACAGGCAUCAUUUGAAUUCCAGCCUGUGUUUGCGGCUCAAAGCCUCAGUCCGGCUGAUCUGGAGAACUUGGCUUAUUUUUUCCCUGAGGAUCACCUGGCAGAGGCCCGACCGCAGGUCCAACCCCAGUGGCCCACCCCGAGUGGCCUCACCUCGGCCAAGGCUCUGGAGGUGUGUCAGAUGGCUUUGUCCAACUCCACUGUCGGCACGGUAUGUCGGGGGCUGCUGGGACGCCGACUGGACGAGGCGGUGGAUCUCUGCAUCCUGGACCUGCAGCUCAAAGACGAUUUGGGCUGGGAGGAGGCCCUGCUGCCGCACCUGGAGAACGAGUGCGAGAGGAGGCUGCUGGAGAACCGGACCCAGAGAGCUUUGGCGGAGGCAGGUCCACCGGGAGUGUCUGGGGAAGUGGUCACGGCACUGCGCUGCCCCAACUUUUGCAAUGGGAAUGGAGAGUGUACGGAAUGGGGCUGCCAGUGCUAUCCCAGCCACAGCUUCUAUGACUGCAGUCUGGCCAUCAGCCAGCCAGUAGAGUUAACUGAUCUGGAGAACAGUGGAUUAUGUGACAUCCGAGCGUUUGACUGUCGCAACGUCCGAGUCUUUGGCCUCGGCUUCAUCGACUCUCCUGACCUCAGCUGUCACGCCACUAGACUGAAGUACAUGAAUGGAGUUUGGGUCGCAGGAGAAAAACAGAGAACCAAAGCCACCUUCCUCAGCUCCAAAGCUUUGGACUGUGUCGUCCCGUCUUUGAGCAACACCGCCGUCAACACAGAAGAUUUCAUGAUGGAUGACAAGCCAUACGCACGCUGGGAGAUAAAGGUGACCAACGACGGCUCCCAGUACAGCCAGGCCAAGGUGCUGACCAUCUACGAUGGCGUCUGCCAGGUCUGCGCGGCAUCGCGCUCAGGACUCUGUAAGUUAAAGGAGCGAACGUGUAACAUCGAUGGGAUGUGUUUUGCAGAGGGAGGCUCCAAUCCCAGCAGCCCUUGCCUCCUGUGUGACCCGGCCACCUCCAAAUUCACCUGGUCUGUGAACCAAGUCAAUGAGCCGCCGGCCUUCCACCGACCUCAAAGUGACCUGCGGACUUUUGCCGGGGAGAACUUCGUCUUCCAGUUCGCGGCCUCUGACCCCGAGGGCUCGGCGCUCCUCUUCCAACUGGAGGAGGGUCCGGCGGGGGCCGUUCUCUCCCCAGCAGGCCUCCUUAUCUGGAGGGUCCCGCUGCUUCCAGGGGAGAGGGGCCAUCAGUCCAGGCGCUCGUUCCGCUUCACGCUGUCCGACGAGUGCAACGCCCAGAGCACCUUCACUGUGGAGGUUGACGUGGUGCCGUGUGGUUGUCAGAAUGACGGCACGUGCGUGACCGACGUCAACUUCCCCGCCGGCAGUGGGAGACACCUGUGCAUGUGUCCUGAGGGUAAGCAGGGGGACCUCUGCGACGAGGACAGGGACGAGUGUCUGUCGGCUCCGUGCACGGCCGGAAAGUGUGUCAACACGGCCGGGGGGUACAGAUGCGAGUGUCCUGCAGGGUUGAGAGGCAUCACGUGUCUGGAAGAUAUCAAUGAGUGUGAGAGAAAUCCCUGUUUCCCUCGAGUCCAGUGCCUCAACAGCUUUGGCUCCUACGGCUGCGGUCCCUGCCCUAAAGGCAUGCUGGGAAAUGGGACAAAAUGUGUGGCAGUCGCCAGGCCGGCCUCCAUCACUCCCACAUCUGCUCCUCGGACGACUGUCUCCAACACGCCAGAUGUUCUGCUGCAACUCCCCAAAAAGACAGACACUUUCCGGAAGACGAUUCCAGGAAUUGAUCUUAGUCGAUCACAAGCCAAGACCACCUGGAAAGAGACUCCAGGAAUUAGCCUGAAUCCAAGCCUAGCUAAGGCGGCAGCCAACAAGAGCAUCACAGCGACAACAUCAAGCGUCUCCCACACAACGACUGAAGCUUUGGAAAGACACCAAGGACUUGACUUCCAGCUUCCCGGGACAAACACAGAUACCAUAAAGAACAUCUCAGGAAUUACACCGGACCAAGUCGAGGCGGAUCAGCCCAAAAUCAGCAACACAAUAGUCAAGACAGCCACUGCAGCCCAACCAACAGGAAGUGGUAGAUCACCUCCAGGAUCAGCUCCAUUGCCGCCCGUCAACGUGUCGGCGACAUGUGCCAGCAGGCCCUGCUUUCCCGGGGUCCAGUGCAUCAACCGCAGGCCGCCGCAUGUCGGCUUCGUCUGUGGCCGCUGCCCCCCCGGCCUUUACGGCAACGGACGCGUCUGCAUGAAGAACGCCAGGGCAGCAUCCAAUCACCUCCCUCAGCAGCAGACAGACGGCAAGACCAGCCGAUCCUCGCAUGGAAGCAUCAGCAAAGUCUCGCAGCUCCACCUGCCCAACCUGCCGUCCAGACACGGCAUCAAACACCUGUCCUCCUUGACCGCCACGAGGCAAAACCAAGAUGACACGCCGCGCCAGGUUCCCUUGUCCGGGAGGGGGGGCGGCACUGGGAGGAGAGAGGCAGUCCCUGCUUCCAGAGGUGUGACAAGAACAUCAGCGAGCGCCCUCCAUGUCACGGCAAACACUCCCAACAGCCGCCAAAGUGCCAACCCCAGGUCAGAGGUCAAGACAUACGCGACAACUCGCAACGCUGCCUCGAGAGAGGUUGUGGUUCCUCGUGUGACCGUCUCCCAGGCUGCAGCAGCACUGACUGCUGUCACACCUUUAAGGGUAACUCCUCCCGCUCCUCACCUCUCCACUCGGGAAGUGACGCAAUCAAAACAGGCAACUAAGCCUCAGCUCAACCACGUGGUGUCAACCCAUGCCAAACCCUGGACCCGUCCGAGACCGGUGCUCCCACUGACAGCGGCCCUGACCGCUCUGUCCUACUCCCUGUCUGAGACCGAGUUCUCUGCCGACGGGGACGAGGAUGAGUCUGGACUUGAGGGCUCAGAGAUCACGCAGAUGGUCCCGGCAUUGACCUUCCCAACGCCGGGCAAGAUAGGCUUCCCCAUACAGAGAGCGACCUCGGUACAGCCAGGAGUUCGUAGCGAACAAACGACUCACAAACACGUGACGACAUGCGCCAGUAUGCCGUGCUUUCCUGGCGUCCAGUGUGACCCAGCCGUGGAUGGUGGCUUCAGCUGUGGGAGGUGUCCAGUGGGAUACACCGGUGAUGGACGAGCCUGUCGAGCUGUCUGCAGGCAUACGUGUGGUAGGAACAUGGUGUGUGCCGCGCCAAAUACCUGCCGCUGCAAACCAGGCUUCACUGGAUCUGACUGUCAGACAGCAAUCUGUGAUCCAGAGUGUACCAACGGGGGCGUCUGCAUUGCUCCGGGUGUUUGUCAAUGUCUGAGAGGUUUUCAUGGAGAAACUUGCCAGGAUGCUCUGUGCAGGUCACCCUGUGAGAACGGAGGCACCUGUGUGAGUCUGCAGACUUGUUCCUGUCCCUAUGGGUUUGUUGGACCUCGAUGUGAAACCAUGGUGUGUAGCCGCCACUGUCACAAUGGAGGUCAGUGUAAGUCUCCGGAUGAGUGUAUGUGUCUGCAAGGCUGGACUGGAACAUCCUGUGAAACUGCUCUCUGCUCUCCGGUUUGCCUGAACGGAGGUUUGUGUGUUCAGCCCAGCAUCUGCGAGUGUCCUCAUGGUUUCUACGGAGCACAGUGUCAGAACGCCAUUUGCAGUCCUCCCUGUAAAAAUGGUGGCACGUGCAUGAGGAACAGCGUGUGCUCCUGUCUGCAGGGAUACACCGGGAGGCGCUGCGAGAAAAGUGUGUGUGAGUCCAUGUGUAUGAACGGCGGCAGGUGCGUGGGUCCGGACGUUUGCGAUUGUCCGUCCGGUUGGCGAGGGAAGAGAUGCGAUAAACCCAGCUGUCUGCAGAGGUGUUUGAACGGAGGAGAGUGUGUGGGUUCCAACACGUGCCACUGCACCCCCGGUUGGCAAGGCAUGCUGUGCCAGAUCCCUCAGUGUCAACAGAAGUGUCUGUACGGGAGUCGAUGUGUGCGACCAAACGUCUGCGCCUGCCGGAGCGGAUCCUCUGGCUCUCUCUGCUCCAGGAGGCUCCAGAUUGCCCACGGUUGA
Pleuronectes platessa (European plaice) is the source of this 6249-nucleotide messenger RNA. Its product is annotated as von Willebrand factor D and EGF domain-containing protein. The coding region runs from base 1 to 6249 and encodes 2082 amino acids. The transcript has 33 exons. Lineage: Eukaryota; Metazoa; Chordata; Actinopteri; Pleuronectiformes; Pleuronectidae. The record is from RefSeq and is a predicted model, not a curated record. Gene Ontology annotation, molecular function: calcium ion binding.